CCGGGAGGCUGAAGUCUUGCGGGCAACGAGUGACUUCUUCAUUCACAUCUGUCCUCCGGGGCGUGUUCAAAACAAAGGAGCCGGGGAGCCCGCGUGUGGUAUCGUGCGUCACGUCAUACGUGUGGUCAUGUGAGUGUUAAGUUCUGCGAAGCUGCGCUGAUGAUGACCUGUGUCAAAUGACUAGGGUUUAUCCCCGUAGUUUAUCCAUCGGCCUCAGGUGGUUUUAGGUGAGCGUUGUUGCGCAGAGGAGUCGUACGUGACGCAGUCGGCGUUGUCCUACAACAGACACUCGGCCCCCCCACCCCCACAGUUUGGAGGAGACAGACCGGAGAACAGCGGUUAUGCGUUAAAAGGAACUCUGUUCCCUCGUCCAACCGUGUUUCCCUCUUACUAAAAUGAUAGCACGUAGCAUCGGUGGUUAGCAUUACGUACGGCGUGGGUUUAGUUUGUGGGAAACAGCGCUCGACGACGGCGAUGCGAGACGUCAGUUUGACGUCACGCGCACUCAACAUCUGGGUGGGAGGGAUCUCCCCCAAAGCAGCGAGAACUGUCGUGGCAACUCUCCCAAAGCAGCGACUACUGUCGUGGUAACUCCCCCAAAGCAGCGGCAACUGUCGUGACAACUGUCCCAAAGCAGCAAUAACUGUCGUGGCAACUCCCCCCUAAACAGCGGCAUCCGUUGUGAGGCAUAUUUUAUAUUUGAACGCCAUCCUCCAAAACUACAACGAACCACAGUGCCGUUGGAUAAACCCCUCUGAAGCAGACGGUGGUUACCACAGAAUCCAGACAUCAAACCUAAACAAAACAUUUCCUUUUCCUCCAUAUGAAACAUUUGUAGCCUUUUUUCCCAUUAAGAAUUUGUAUAAUUGGGAUUCCUACUUAUGUCAUAUUAUAUAUCAUUAGGUAAUCUGUCAUAAUGGGUUCUAGAAUGGAAACAGUAGACGUAGUUGUGGUAGCCCUGUAUUUUGUCCUGGUGCUAGCCAUAGGUUUUUUUGCCAUGUGGAAAUCCAAUCGCAGCACCGUGAGUGGCUACUUCCUGGCUGGACGCUCCAUGACGUGGAUCGUGGUAGGUGCGUCGCUCUUCGUCAGCAACAUUGGCAGUGAACACUUCAUAGGCCUGGCUGGCUCUGGCGCAGCUAGCGGCUUUGCCGUUGGAGCGUGGGAAUUUAAUGCGCUUCUACUUCUGCAGCUCCUUGGUUGGGUGUUUGUCCCUGUGUAUAUACACUCGGGAGUCUACACCAUGCCUGAGUACCUGUCGAAGCGCUUUGGUGGCAACAGGCUAAAGGUUUACUUUGCUUUCUUGUCUCUACUGCUAUAUAUUUUCACUAAGCUGUCUGUGGACUUAUUUGCUGGAGCUCUCUUCAUUCAAGAGUCCCUGGGUUGGAACCUUUAUGUGUCUAUCUUCCUGCUCAUUAGUAUGACCGCCCUGCUCACCGUCACCGGCGGAUUGGUGGCAGUGCUCUACACGGAUUCACUUCAGGCAGUGUUGAUGAUUUGUGGAGCCCUAACCUUAAGCAUCCUUAGCCUAAUCAAAGUAGGUGGGCUAGAAGGUGUCAGAACCAAGUACAUGCAGGCGGUCCCCAAUGUUACUGCAAUAAUGGCCACCGGAAACUUCACCUAUUCUCCUUCCUGCAGAAUUGAUCCUAAACCGAACGCGCUACGUGUCCUUCGGGGUCCUCUGGACGAAGACAUCCCAUGGCCAGGCUUCCUUCUGGGCCAGACCCCCGCAUCUAUUUGGUACUGGUGCGCUGACCAGGUGAUUGUUCAGAGAGUACUGGCAGCAAAGAACCUUGCUCACGCUAAGGGCUCUACGCUCAUGGCUGGAUUGCUCAAGAUCCUCCCCAUGUUCCUAAUAGUCAUCCCGGGAAUGAUCUCCCGCAUCAUGUUUGUGGACGAGCUCGCCUGCAUUGGGCCGGAGCACUGCACAUCUGUGUGUGGCUCCCAGGCCGGCUGCUCAAACCUCGCCUACCCGCGCCUGGUCAUGGCAGUGAUGCCUGUGGGACUCCGCGGUCUGAUGAUGGCGGUCAUGAUCGCUGCCCUGAUGAGUGACCUGGACUCGAUCUUUAACAGCGCAAGCACCAUCUUCACCCUGGACAUAUACAAAACGGCUCGAGGCGAGGCUUCUCAGCGCGAGCUGCUGAUCAUGGGGCGCUUGUUCGUGGUGCUCAUGGUGGCGAUCAGCAUUGCCUGGGUCCCUGUUAUCAUCGAGAUGCAAGGCGGACAGACGUACCUCUACAUCCAGGAGGUCGCCGGCUACCUCACUCCACCGAUCGCAGCCCUGUUCCUGUUGGGUGUGUUCUGGAAACGGUGCAACGAGAAAGGAGCCUUUUGCGGAGCGAUGACGGGCUUCACGCUGGGUGUCACGCGGCUGAUCCUGGCUUUUAUCUACCGCCAGCCCCGCUGCGACCAGCCGGACGAUAGGCCCGCUCUCAUCGUUAAAAUUCACUACAUGUACGUUGCUGCCGGGCUUUUUUGGAUUACGUGUUUCGUGGUAGUGGUGGUCAGCCUCUGCACCCCUGCGCCGGAUGAGGAGCAGGUUCGCACCACCACAUUCUGGGGGGUCCGCAACAGGAAAAUGCUUCCCGCAGAGGAGAAAAAGGACACUGGCAGGUUGACCGAGAAGAGCCUUUGCGGUGCGGACAGAAGCCUGGAGGAAGAAAUGCCCCUAAAUGUCAGAGAGGAGAAGUGUCUGGAUGGGGCAUUUGUCGUGCCCUUGAUCCCAUCCACUGUCUGUGACCCAGAAACACCAAGUACGGAAACAUCCCCUGUCACCACCCCUCCGGAGCAAUUUGACAGUGCAAAGAUGGAGAUGAUCAGAAAGGAAAGCUGCCAUGAUGUUGGGGAGACCACCAGGUUCAUGCGUUCACUGGAAUGGUUUUGUGGAUGUAAGGAGGAAGCACAGAGCCCAAAGCAAAGCCUCAUGCAGGAGGACGCCAGAGUCAUUGCCGAGAGGCUGUACGAGCCGCCUCAAGUUAAAGCUCUCCUCAACGUGGGUCUGUUCAUCAACUGUUGUCUGGCCAUCUCAAUGUAUGUUUAUUUCUCACUGUAGGUGAACUCUGCACUUGUGAACUGCGUGGAUGUUAGUUUAUUGAGGUAAGCGUUGUGUGGGGGUUUGGCGGCUAAAUUGAGAAGAUCCGUGGUAAUGUCUCUCGUAGCUCUCUAACAAAGAUCUACUCUAAUCGGUUAUUUUUAAUAAUGAAAGCUUUUCAACAUGAAAGCAAUUCUGCGGCUUAAUGACUGUGAAGUUUAUUUGUGCAGCACUUACAUUUGGGAUUUUUAUGUAAUCUAUUAACUUAAUAUUUGCCUUAUUUGCACUGUUUUUUUUUCUGUGACAAAUUAAUGUAUUCCGCGAUUUAUGCUUAUUUAUUUUUCUAUUUAAAUGGUGACCGUAGUUUGUAUGUUGUCAAGUCAAAAAACUGUUUUAUGUUCGAGGGCCUUUGCGUCUUUUUGCGAGUUUUUGCCACUGAAUCCUAAAUUGUUACGAUAUUAUUUAAGUUUAUGAUACAUUUUGUUCAAGCCCUUGACUGUCAUUUCAUGGUUAUCAGCAAAUGAUCUCACAAACAUAUAUGUUAACAUAUAUAUAUCACCAACACAUCACCAUUAUGUGGGCCCGACUGGAGGUAUGUCUGAGCUUACAGUCAAUAUCUGGUAAUUAUAAGAACUGAAGAGGAGAGGCACAACAUUAGAAAUUGUUACACUUUUUAAAUCUAGAUUUCUUCUCGUUUGAGAAGAAAUAUCCUUAUUAAGACACUGUUUCAACAAAAAUCCUCGACCAAUGCUUUUUAUUGUGUAUCCAUUCGUAAUCUAGGAAUAUGUCAUUGUAACGUUGUUCACGUGUAGAGUCUGUUGCAAUAUGUGAACGUUCGGUAUAUUAUUGAGAAUUUGAUCACCCACAAUGUACAUUUUGUUGCAGUUCAAUUAAUUGUUUCAAGUGCGUAUGAACUCGUUUUACCAAAUGUGUCUUAAUAUGCUAAAGUAGACAAAACAAAGAGUUGUGAUUUUCUCUCAAAUGAGCUGGCAGUGGGUUUGGAGGAUUGAGCGAUGAUUGCAAUGUCACUUUAAAAUGUUGUCCUUCUCUCUGAGAGAACACACAUUAUUGUUUUAUUGAUGAUGUUUUUAGAGGCUUAAAAUAAAAAAUGUAAUUCAGUG
Molecule: messenger RNA, 4149 nt
Organism: Pungitius pungitius (ninespine stickleback)
Lineage: Eukaryota; Metazoa; Chordata; Actinopteri; Perciformes; Gasterosteidae
Gene: slc5a3b
Product: solute carrier family 5 member 3b
Exons: 2
Coding region: 917-3049 (710 amino acids)
Biological process (GO): inositol metabolic process; myo-inositol transport; transmembrane transport
Cellular component (GO): plasma membrane
Molecular function (GO): D-glucose:sodium symporter activity
Source: RefSeq, a predicted model, not a curated record